GCGCUUCCGCUUCCACGCGCGCCUGGCGCCGUCUGUGCGUCACUGUCAUCCCCGUCAGCCCGGGCAGUGAUGGCGGAGGCGGACGAGAGCGACAUGAUGAUGAACUACCACGGUGACUUCUUGAAAAGCGACAGAAAAAACAGCCGCUACCCCUACUGCAUUGUCUGGACUCCUAUUCCUAUUUUGUCGUGGGUGCUCCCCUUCAUUGGUCACAUGGGUAUAUGCACCUCUGCUGGAGUCAUACGAGAUUUUGCAGGAUCAUAUUUCGUCUCGGAGGACAACAUGGGCUUUGGUAGACCAACAAAGUAUUGGAAGCUUGAUGUUGACAAAGUCUGUGGUAACGGAGCUGCGACAUGGGACAAAGCAGUGCACGAUGCGUCUGAGGAAUACAAAUGCAGGCCGCACAAUCUGUGCUUUGAUAACUGCCAUUCCCACGUUGCCAUGGCCCUCAACCUCAUGCGCUACGACAACAGCACGUCCUGGAACAUGGUGAACCUGUGUGUGCUGUCUCUCGUUUAUGGAAAACAUGUGAGCUGGGCAGCGUUCCUCAAGACCUGGCUACCUUUCGUCAUGCUGUGUGGAGUCCUCGGCACCUUCAUCCUCACAUUCAACCUACAGUAAUGGAGCGAGCAGCAGCUAGCAACACUGGGAUUGACGCAUAGACUUUGGUUGUACUGCAUACAUUGACGUGAAUGAUGUGUUUUGACGGUGCAUUUGUUAGUACAAAAAACACCAAAUGAAGGAUUUUGUUGUUGAUCUAGUCUCUGGGAGGGUAACUGAGGGCAAAACCUAGUUGUUUGUGGGUAGUUUCUUUUUUGUUAUUUGUGUAUUUAUCAAAUAUUAAGAUGUGUAUAAGCUACAAAAGAUCUCUUCAAAAUGUACCAUCACUGUUUUUCACAUUGUGGGCUCUGCGUUUUUUUGUUUUGUUUUGUUUUUGUUUAUCUUAAUAGGAGGAUUAUGAAGGAAGAUUACACUACAGUAGAGCAAUGCUGGCUUAGAUCCCAGUGAUGUAUAUUUCAUGGAAGGCAAUGAUGAAUGUGUUUCCAGACUGGCUAAUGCACAUUUUGAUGAUGAAUGGCUAGAAAAUGGAUCCACGAAACCUUAAUGCUGAAAUGUAUUCAUCAAUUAUUUGUCUAAGAGAUAUAAGCCACUACCAAAGAUAGAAUGAUGUAGGACCCACAUGUGAGAAAUAGUGAUAUUGUCCCGUGAAAAAAAGCUCUCCUCCCUUCAA
This is a messenger RNA of Lates calcarifer (barramundi perch), 1231 nucleotides long. Its product is annotated as transmembrane protein 222. The transcript is spliced from 6 exons. The coding region runs from base 70 to 621 and encodes 183 amino acids. Lineage: Eukaryota; Metazoa; Chordata; Actinopteri; Centropomidae. The record is from RefSeq and is a predicted model, not a curated record.